Porites lobata is the source of this 5437-nucleotide messenger RNA. The record is from the annotation of a GenBank genome assembly. Lineage: Eukaryota; Metazoa; Cnidaria; Anthozoa; Scleractinia; Poritidae.
AUGAACGGCAGGUCAAGAAGAUAUAGCGGAGAUGGUCGUGUUCAACACAGAAAAAGACUUGGGAAAAGAGAACUUCAUCCUGGAAGGCCUGAAGAUGAAAGUAAAUUUAAAAUGAUAGUGCGCCCUCUCGGAUUUACCGUCAUGGUAUGGUUAUUGCAUUUGAGGACUUAACCUUUUCUUCUUACCCCUGAAGAUUGUUUAAAAUUGCAUUUACCCCUGAAGACAUCCAAGAAGAAAAUGGGUCAUACCCCUCAAGAAUUUCAUGAAAAUUAAAGCUUCACGGUUCACCCCCAAGGAAUUCCAUAUUAUUUUUACUCUACUCCUAAAGAAAUCCUCGAUUUUUCUAACUUAUCCCGGAGGAAUUCCAUUUCCGGGCAAUAAAAAACCUGCAUUUCAUUACAUAGAGUGUCAUACAGGGGGCUUGUUGUCCCUGCAUGGUUCAAAGAUGAAAAAAGCUAAUGAGGAAACAUGGAUAUCAAAAUUUCAUUGUUUUGGUAUGGUACCUGAUACCUUUUUUGUCUAGUUUUUACAAGAAGAAAAAAGUGGGAAAGGAGUGUCUGAAAAAAAAAAAGAGCAAAGUGGCGAAAAGGAAAAGAAAGACUGCAAAUAGCAAAUAAUCAUUCUUAUUGUUUAGAUGUUUCUUCUUUAUCGGUACAUCUUCCAGAGGUCUCAGCACCGAAAGUGUUUAACAGUCAGUGCAUAAUUGAAUGUUCAGGUUUGAUUGCUGGUAUUCAUUGAUUGAUAGCCUGCUUGGCAGGGGUUUGAAAGGAAGGGAAAGGGUAAGGAGAUUCCAAGAGUGCAAGAAGCGCAAAAGGUACUCGAGGAAGGGCAGAGGGGAACUCCUUCCACCCACCUCCUCUCUUGGCAGACUCGCACCCAAAUUCCCUUCCACACCUCUUUUGAACGCCACGCAGGCUAAUUGAUUGAAAGUGAUCUUGAUUGGAGGGAGGUUAUGUUGCUUGCUUAACAUGCCUCUGAAUUUUCUGUUUCAAGACAGGUGCAGUCAGUUUUGGAGCAUGUUCAAUUCUUCAGUAUGAAAAAGUUAGAAGUUCUUACAUCCAUAAAAAUCAAGCAUAUUUUCCUAGUACUGGGUCUAAAAAGCAGUUUGGUAUUAGAGAUAUGGUAUGUGUAGAGUUAUUACAUGAGUGUUUCACUGUUUAUUACCACUUGCGAAUGUUUAUCAGUUAAUAGUCACUCAUAACCACUAGUUUUCCAGAUAGCUACGAGCUUGAGCAUUGAUUUACUUUCUUUCAGUUCAACAAAUGGUGGAAUUCAUUACCUGACGGAUCCAAGACAGCAUCAGUGAUUAUCUUCCUUAAUACAACAGUUUUCUUGUUAUGGAAAAUACCUCAGAUGCAAAAUUUUAUGUGGAAAUGGUUUACAAUGUCUCCUGGUCCAGGUUAGUCUGGAUGAUAAUAGCAUGUGUGGCAGGUGACAAAAGGAGAAAGGCAAGGCGGAAUUUAGACACGCAAGAGGGUGAAGAGUGUGCGAGGAGAGGAAAAAAGGACCCCUUGUGCACCCCUUGCACUCUCAUGUGCCGAAAUUCUCCAUUUCUCUUUUCCUAUUGAAGCCUGCUACGCAGGCUUUGAUGAUCAUAAUAUAGGUGGUGGACUGAGAGGAAUUAGAGGUACAAUUUUUUUUUUCAGGCUCAUCUGUGAGGUUAUUAACAAGUGCAUUUAGUCACAUGGACUUCUGGCAUUUGGGCAUUAAUAUGUUUGUUCUAUGGAGUUUUGCUCCCCAUGUUGAAGGUAUGUUAACAAACUAGCAUGUCCACAGAUGUUUUUCUUUUUUCUUUUGACAAUUUGACUGCGUGUGAGCAAGCCCUACCCCUUGCCCUUGCUGUCAAUAAGUCUCCUGAGGAUUCAUUAUUCCAUAUGCCUGCUCGACAAUCUCUCAAGAGAGAAAAAGAGGGUCUGUGAACAGGCUAGUAACAAACUGAAAAGAGAAAUUAUUGAAAAGAUUCACAUGGGCUUCAUAAGGUAGAAUUUCUUUUCAGAAACAUGUGGAACAAGCAUGUCUAUCAGAGGAAUUAUUGUGACUGUCUUUUUCAGUGGUUAGUCUGUGUACCAUGAACCUUUUUAUGUUUCUGUUUCAGCCCUUCUUGGUAAAGAACAGUUUAUAGCAUUUUAUAUCACUGGAGGUAGGAUUAUGACAAAUUUUAGACAUAUUUUUUGGGUACUGUAACCCUUUAAGUCCUAUAGUGACCAACAUUACUCUUCUCCUAACACUGAUUUUCUGUACAUAAUCGUGAGAAAAGCUUAUGAGGAAAAAUCAAAUAAUCACCAAGUAAGAGAUGCAUUGAUCUUUUAUCAAAUUCUCUCAACUUAUUCUUCAAUUAAAGGUAUGGAAAUUAGAGCAGAGAAUUUGCAUUUUUGAUAUUGGGUUUUGAAGUGUUAAGACCUUUGCAAAUUUCUUAACAAGGCAUGUUCAUGUUCUUAUUUUUCCUAGGUGUGUUUGCUUCUUUUGCUAGUACUGCAUACAAAAUUAUCGUGACCUCAUCACCUCUGGGUGCUUCGUUAGGAGCGGUAAGAGAAUGGAGGUUUAUACUAUAAACAUGUGGAAAGUUUUUAUUCUGUGAUGCAAGGAAGAUAUGGUCAAGAUUGAAUCAAUGACAAUCACAGCACUAGGCUUAAUAAAAGGGGUAUCUACAAUACUUUAUAACAUAACAAAAUAAAGUGUGCUUUCCUGUGAUCAAUUACCUAUUUAUCAUUUGCCCAUGAGUGGUAAAUAUACAGCUGUAUUAGCCUGCAUGGCAGCCGUUCGAAAAGGGAAGGGAAAGGAGAUUUUGGGCGCGGGAGAAUCAAAUAUCCUUCUCCCUCUCUUUUGAACGCCUUCCACUUAGGCCGCUAAUACAGCUGCAAGACAGUAAUUCAGUGGUGUGCUUUUUUUUAGUCAGGGGCUUUGUUGGCAGUUCUGUCAUUAUGGUGCAUUCAUGAACCCGACACAAGAUUGGCUAUCGUGUUUUUACCAUUUUUAACAUUCUCCGCUGGAACGGUAAGUCACUUCUUGCAAUUAUUCCCAAUAUUUUUUUUGAACAAGUCUUAAUUAACUGGGCUGCCUCAAGGCAGAUCCAGUUUAUAAAAUGGGUAGAUUUCUCUGUCAACAAGUGAACACUAUCAGUUAUUAACUCAGUAUCCCAGAGGGCAUUGCAUGAUCCAUAAAGCUGAUUUUCUUUCUAAAAUGCAACACACGGCAUUAAGAUCUAAAUUUUGGAUUAGGGUAAAGAAGACUCGUCUGACGAAAACAGGAACUUUGAGAAUUUGGCAUGCAAGUUCGUCUCAUAGCUUCACUCACUUACUUUCUCUUACUGCGUUUUUCACAAACACGCGAACUCUAAAGUUUGAAAGCCACCUUCCCAAUAGCUUUUUUCGCUGCUGUCAAUCUAGCCUCCCAUGCAGGCGUUUUUAGGGGAGCUCGUAUUUCUUCCCUCCAUACAAGCUUCCCUAAAAAGGCCAGCAUGGGAGGCUACCGUCAACCAUAAUUACGAUCACAAGCAGCGAACCUUGAAACACAGAAACACACCAAACCGAUCGAAAUCCACCAAUCACAGAUCACAAACCAUGACCUUUUGAACCUGUUUAAGUAAAGUUCUGUUUCCUGAGAGGUCCGCUAAGAUGAUUGACGGCACCGAAAACUGCCAAAAUGCACCGUAAAAGCUGUUCCCUGUCUGUUCUGGUUAACUUAUCGCUUUCGUGCAGUGCAACAAUUCUGUAUAGUCUAGGUUGUCCCGAACAGGUUUCUGACAAAUAAUCACUCUCGAUAUUGUUGUUUACGGUCACAGAUUCCCCAGGUUCUCUCACGUCUUGAUCUCUCACUCAACCUAACUGAUAAUAUUGCAUAAUUACAAAAGUCUUCCAAAAAGGUACAAUGUUCCAAUGAGUUUAUGUUUCACUCUCACUUGCACUUGAGAAUCUAUGUCACACAAUGGUCGGCGAAAUAUAUUUCGAAGAUUUUAAAACUUCUAGAACACUUUUAUUUUUACAUUUUACAUUUCUUAUACGUGCGUCGAAUGUGGUAAAGACGUGAUGUCUUAUUUUGCAAGUAUUUCAAGUUAUUUGAACACAUUCCUAGUCUCGGCGUUUACAGUUUCUCAAAAAUAACUAUACAAAGCUUGGUCAAAUAGAUCCAUCCUGCCUGUUCAGGUAGCCAAUCAGAACGCCGGAUUCACUUCAUCUUGCCCGCUCGCGGAGCCUGCCAGCCAUAUAAUUAUACUCACUAUUCUUUACUUUUAGGGCCUCGUAGCCAUAGCUGGGUUCGACUUGGCCGGAUUAAUUUUUCGUUGGCAGUUUUUUGACCAUGCGGCGCAUUUGGGAGGCGUUUUAUUCGGAGGGUAAGUGUUCCACAAGUAUAUCUAGAUCUGACAGCGUCAGAACAAGGACCCUUUGCUAAUCCAAACACCAAAAACAUAAACUUGACCAUCUUUUCCUUCCUGACCUCCGCAACCGUUAAAGUUAUACUGCUUUUACUUGAUGAGAUGCUUGUCUAUCACAAGUUCACUCUUCCUUCUCCCCCUUUCAAUGCACACCCCCAAAUAAUCUCGAUCUCCAUGGUCUUUCAAGUCUCAAGGGCCCAUUUUCCAGAACAGUGUCAGGAAAUCGAGAAAAGGUUAGCGCUCAUUCUUGCUUUUCAUGUCUGAAAGCAUUACUCGCCCUCUCGUUUACAGAGGUAAAAUCCUAAAAAGUGCGGAGGCUAGGGGCUGGAUUAAAGCGCAAGCGGAAGGAUGGGAUGGAAAAGAUAGAAUUUUUUUUUUUAACCAUCGAACCAUCGUCCUCGACGCACUCGCUUUUGAAUUUUUUAUCCUCCUGUAUGUUUUAUACUUAUGCGGAGGACAGUUUUUCAGUUAUCCCAAGCAAGCGGGCCGUUUACUGCAGUAGCAGUAUGAGGAUUGUCAGUUGGACGGAAAUACUUAGAAAGGAAUCUUUUGACACCGCCUCAUUUGCACGAUAAUAUGCUCCUCCAGACCUUAACAUUUAUAUUCUCUUGAUUUAAUUUAAAAACUUAUCCUGUUUUUUCCAUCCCUUCUUUUCUUUUUUAAACAUAGAUUGUACCUGAAAUAUGGUCAUCAUUAUUUAUGGGAAAAACGGACCUGGCUUAUCUCUCACUGGCAUAAACUUCGAGGUGGUAAUAAAAGAUCUUAAACAUUUUCCGACACCGGCAGAGUGAAAGACCUGUUCGUAUAUUUUGCGCGAACCAUUGUUGCACCGUUGCUGGGUUUCCUGCGCUAAUCACUGGGCUCACUCAUAUGUUUUCCAUCGUUUUGCACCCUAUUGUACCUCAGGUUUCCUGAUCUUUUCAUCCAUUACUUAAUGUUAUUAAUCAUUCCUUUACUAUAAAGGUUGACACCCUCAAGCCUCAAAUGUUUAUUUAAGCGGGGAAGCACUCCGUUUCUUUACGCCCCUGGUAAAAAAUUUACCUCUAACGGCGAUUUUGGUACAAC